Molecule: messenger RNA, 2538 nt
Organism: Penicillium paradoxum
Lineage: Eukaryota; Fungi; Ascomycota; Eurotiomycetes; Eurotiales; Aspergillaceae
Exons: 2
Coding region: 1-2538 (845 amino acids)
Source: RefSeq, a predicted model, not a curated record
AUGACAGCAGCUCACCCGAUCGCAUAUCCUAUGAUGGACGUCCCUUCUAUGGAUGACUCUAUGGAGAUGGCCUCACCCUAUCAAGGGCAGGCUGAUGAUUUUGAUAUCGACAUUGAUCUCAUGGAAGACAGUGUUUCCAACAUGGACAGUGAAAUGAUGGGCGCAGACGAAUUUACCAACACUUCUCAGCCUAUUGAACCCAACAACGACGCAAUCUACGAUGCCGACAUGGCUGACGAGCCCUCCGAAGGAUCCAUGAUCGACGCUGACAACUACGUCGACGAGGACAACGACAUCGACGUGCAACUCGAGGAAGAGACAUACCAAGAAGAAAUGAUCGAAAGCGAUUCCAUCGAAGAGAUUAACCAAGCCGUCCCCGCCACUCAUGUCGAACCUACGCGCAACAAUGAAGGCGCUGCUAGUCCUAUCAGGGCAGAUCCCACUAUUGCGACCGCAGAAUUGCCUGAGGCAGCCCCUCAGGACCCCAAUGACUUUGUAGAAAUAUCUCCUAUUCAAGAUGAAUCUCAGGCCUCCAAUGUUGAGAUUUCUCGCAACCUGGCUGAGUCCAGUACAGUUGAAGACGACCUUGCCGAGGAACCAUCCGAAAUCACCAGCGAUACCAAAACCGGCGUUCACCACGAGAAGCCAGAGCUUGGCAAAGAGGCUAACGAGAUGCCACAACCUUCUGUGUCAGAGACUGAGGCAAAAGAUAUUUCCGACAAGGGCCUGGAGACUAGUCAAGUCGAAACCCCCACCCAAGAAUCUAAGGUUGAUGCUACUGGGCAUCCGGAAGCUCCGCUUGUGUCUGAAGGAAACCACCAGGUUGCGACUCAUGAUGACUCAGUUCACCAGAUCCCAUACAUGGAUCAACGGUUACACCCAGUUAAAAUCCUCUAUCAGAACUGCGAGAUCGCCCUUUUCCCUCCCCUUGAGGGAGAUUCGGCAGAGACCUACUUUCUUCAGGAUGAGGAUGUAGCUUAUGACAACAUUGGUCAAUUGUUCAAGCAUCUCCGCCAGGUGCUCGAGGAAACUCUUGGCAAUGACGUUCUGGUCAUUGAUAUCGACACCCUGGGAAUCCAAAUGACAGAGGACUCAUCUCACACAUCAAGAGUUACCUUGUACCAGAUUCUAGAUCUUUAUCUUAGACUUUGCCGUAACGAUGGGACUAACGAACCCGAUGCUCUUUACCUUACACUAAGCAGCAGACGUGCGUUUUCAGACGAGAUCUUGGAUCUUAGCGCCGCUGCAAUUGCAGGCAAGACGCUUUCCGAACUGCAGGCCGAAAUCCACUCUUGGAAUGAAUACGAUGAGCCCGAGCCAGGUUCCGAGGAUUUUGAAGCUCACUGUGCCGAAGAACACGAAGACGAGGUCUACUAUGCCAACGAAGCCCAAAAAGACCAUGCAACCACUGAGGUGCAAACGACCCCAGGGCCUACAGCGGAUGUGUCACCUAGCAGUGUUUCCCAAGUCCAGCCCCAGGACGUUUCUGAUACUCAAACAAAGAUCGCCCAUGCGCCGGAUGAGGAUGCAUCCGUGUCUAGUGAGAGGGCUACGGAGGCGAUGCCCGAGUCUGAACUGGCACAUCCUGCAACGCAAGCCGAGAUCAAAGAACCAGGUCAACCUGAGGAGUCAGAGCACCUUGAGAUAGAACAAGCUCAUCAAUACGACUAUGUUCAUGGCGAUACGACUGAAGAUCACUAUGAUUCCGAAGGCCCGCAAGGCCCGCAUAGUGAAUCGACUGCCACUAUAUCUGGAUUUAUUGUUGAAAAUGAAACCAAAGAGAAUACACAAGAUGUCUCUCCGGAUGCUGCCCACGCCGGCCCAUCCGGUGCGGAUCAGACUGACCAUGAGAACUUUUACGAAGAAGAACCCGAGAACGAUGAUCUGGGGCCCGAAGAAUACUAUGAAGAUGAAAACCCCGACUCGCUCGAUGACCCAGAGGCUUCUCAUAAUGAUAUCACUGGUGUUGAAGAUGAUAACGUCGAAACCCAAGAAUCUGCUGAUCAGGCACAUGUCCUUGAUGAAGAGGACGAAGAUGAGUUAGAUGCCCCGCCGACGAAUGAGAUUGUCUCGGCAACUUCCUUGCAGCAUGAAACCACCGACCACCCCCAUGACCAGACAGGUCCACUGUCAGAUAGUGGAUUGCAAGCCGACUCUGACAAGAAGGACCGAACCCCAGAGCCUGCAGAUGAUUUGCUCGAAAUUGCCGAGGAUUUACUGCAAACUCCUCCAAGAGACACCGAGCCCGAUGACUUGGAUCACUUCAAAGACAUAGAUUACGAGGAAUCCGAGGAUGAACUCGCUGCCCCUGUCGCAGGUGACGACGAAGGUGUCCACGAUCACGAGUUUGACGAAAACCAUUUUGGUGAUUAUGACACUCAUUUUGAAGAGCCGGAGGCUGCAGAGCUGGUCGAAGUAGACCAUUCCUUGACAGACUCACCAAACCAAAACUCGUCUACCAAACGGUCUCGUGAAGAUGACGAGCACUCAGACGUUGUGCCAACCACCACUGACACCAAACGUCGUCGCUCUUCGUAA